UAGGUCUUUUGUUCACAGACCCCCAGGCUUCAGGGCGCACUGGCUGUGAGUAGGAGGAAGCCUGGGAGGCAGCGCGCCUGCCGUGCGGGGUGUGUCUGAGGCUCCUUGAGCCCCAACAGCCUGAGAUUGGGGUCCCCGUGCCUCCCGGACUCCUCUCUGCUCACAGCGUCCCCGCAGCCUGACCCCAUUUCACCCUCCAGCCUUGGGGACCGGCCUCUCAGGUCCCGCCGCCCAGGUCCCAGCGCUCAGAAUGGAUAUGAACUUUGAGGACGUGGCCAUUGCCUUCUCUCAGGAGGAGUGGGGGCUCCUUGAUGAGGCUCAGAGACUUCUAUACCGCGAUGUGAUGCUGGAAGUGUUUGCACUUGUAUCAUCUCUAGGUUGUUGGCAUAAAAUGGAAGAUGAGGAGGCCUGUUCUAUUCAGAGUGUAUCUAUACAAGAAGAGUCACAGGUCAGGGCUUCUAAGACAGCUCCAGCCACCCAGAAGAUUCCUCUGUGUAAGCGGUGUUUCUCUGUGUUAAAAGAUAUUUUACAUCUGACUGGUUCACAUGCAGCAUACUUUGAGCAGAAAGCCUUCUGUAGUGACGCAUGUGUUGGAGACUUCUGUUUCAGUGCAAACCCUCACCAACAACAGAGGAAUGAAUGUGGAGAGGAGCCCUGGAAAGAAGCUAUGGACAGGGCCUCCUUUGUGAGCAGGUGCAGCUUCUCCUUAUCUUUGGUGCCUUCAACCAGCAGGGAGGUUGGGGAAGACUUGCAGUAUAACUCAGAGCUUCCCCAGCACCAGGCCACUCUCAACACUGAGGAGCUCCACUGUGGCAGUGAGAUUUCACAGGAAUUUCUCAGUGGAAAACGUCAUCAGCAGUCGGGUGAAUGUGAAAACGCUGCCAGCCACAACCUGAAAGUUGUUCAGUGUCAUGGUAUGUGUUCUGCAGAACUGAUUUGUGAGUGUAACAAAUGUAGGAAAGUGUUUAUACGAAACUUGAAUGUCAUUCGACAUAAGAGAGUUCACACUGGAAAAAAGCCGUAUGAGUGUAAUGAAUGUGGGAAGUUCUUCAGAAAAAGACGUGCACUCAUUAAACUCCAGAGAUUUCACACUGGCGAGAAGCCAUAUGAGUGCAGACAUUGUGGGAAGUUUUUCAGUUAUGAGUUUACCCUCAAACAACACAACAAAGUUCACAUAGGAGAAAGGCCAUAUAAGUGUAGAGAAUGUGGGGUAUCCUUUAGUCAAAGGCCUCACUUCAAUGUACACCUCAGAGUUCACAUUGGAGAGAAGCCAUAUGAGUGUACAGAAUGUGGAAAGUCCUUUUGUCUAAGGGCUAACCUUGCUAGACACCUCAGAGUUCACACUGGAGAAAAGUUGUAUGAGUGUAGAGAAUGUGGGAUAUCCUUUCCUCGAAGGUAUCACCUCAUUGAACACCAGACUGUUCACACUGGAGAGAAGCCAUAUGAGUGUAGAGAAUGUGGGAUGUCCUUUCGUCGAAGGGCUCACCUCACUGAUCACCUCAGAAUUCACAAUGGAGGGAAGCCAUAUGAAUGUACUGAAUGUGGAAAGUCUUUUACCCCAAAAAAAUAGUCUUAUUAAACAUCUGAGAGUUCACACUGGAGAGAAGUUUUAAAUGUGUGGGGAAUGUUUUAUUUUAUUCACUUAGAAUAACAACACUGAUGGCGACUCUUUGGGACCUAUUUUCCUGAAUUUAAACCCCUUUUUAAUGGAACAUACACUCUGCUAGAUUCCUCCUAAGUUUCUGGUACAAGUGAGGCUUGAAGGAGGUGCAUUGCACUUGGUAAGAUGCCCAGAACUAAUACCUGAUUGAUUUGUGGCUGAAGAGAUUUCACCUCUACCACCUGGCUCACCUGAAGACUGUGUAUCAGUCCCAACCUCUGUGGCAUCAGGGGAAAUGUAUUCUGUGUUCUCAGUUGUGCUUGACAACAUUAUGAUAACUCCAGCUCCUGACAGGAUCUUCAUUCCUUUAUCUCUGAGGAGGUAAUACACCUGACCCAGGGUCAUCAAGGGCACCCAUCCUCAGCUAAGAAGUGCUGCCUCUGUCAGGGACAUGUGGUUCUCACAUUAAGCUGUGAUGAAUUGUUUCAGGUUCUAAUUCAGCAACCUGCAAACCACUUGCUGUCCUCU
Messenger RNA from Myotis myotis, 2128 nucleotides. RefSeq names its product zinc finger protein 416-like. The coding region runs from base 251 to 1570 and encodes 439 amino acids. Gene Ontology annotation, molecular function: DNA-binding transcription repressor activity, RNA polymerase II-specific. Lineage: Eukaryota; Metazoa; Chordata; Mammalia; Chiroptera; Vespertilionidae. The transcript has 3 exons. The record is from RefSeq and is a predicted model, not a curated record. Gene Ontology annotation, biological process: negative regulation of transcription by RNA polymerase II.